UAGUUCUGACUUGUUUAUCAUGUCUGUUCGGGGCAAGGCCGGAAAAGGCCUUGGGAAAGGCGGUGCCAAGUGCCAUCGCAAGGUACUGAGCGAUAAUAUUCAGGGCAUUACCAAGUGCACUAUCCGGCGCUUGGCCCGGCAUGGCGGUGUCAAGCGCAUCUUGGGCCUCAUUUAUGAGGAGACCCGCCGGGUGUUCAAGGUGUUCCUGGAAAAUGUGAUCUGGUACGCCGUGACCAACACGGAGCACGCCAAGCGCAAGACGGUCACCGCCAUGGCCGUGGUCUACGUGCUCAAACGCCAGGGAAGAACCCUGUAAGGCUUUGGCGGUUAAGUGAGGCCAGGCCUUUCCUUGCAAUAUCGUUAAUGGCCCUUUUCAGGGCCGCGUA
Messenger RNA from Homo sapiens (human), 386 nucleotides. It is a transcript of the gene H4C7, whose product is annotated as H4 clustered histone 7. Gene Ontology annotation, cellular component: nucleus; chromosome. The record is from RefSeq and is marked reviewed. Lineage: Eukaryota; Metazoa; Chordata; Mammalia; Primates; Hominidae. Gene Ontology annotation, molecular function: DNA binding; structural constituent of chromatin; protein heterodimerization activity. The transcript has a single exon. Bases 20 to 316 code for a protein of 98 amino acids.